Molecule: messenger RNA, 1056 nt
Organism: Acanthisitta chloris (rifleman)
Lineage: Eukaryota; Metazoa; Chordata; Aves; Passeriformes; Acanthisittidae
Product: carbonic anhydrase 4-like
Exons: 9
Coding region: 1-1056 (351 amino acids)
Cellular component (GO): plasma membrane
Molecular function (GO): zinc ion binding; carbonate dehydratase activity
Source: RefSeq, a predicted model, not a curated record
AUGGAGAGCAGAACGUUGAGGAGGGAGAUGAUUUUUGAGGACUGGAUUUCAAACGCUCGAGGCUCAGGGAAAUACAACUGUCGGGACACAUUCCAUGCUCUCAGCAGAGGGCACUGCUGGAGCAAAAUACAGGACACAGUGGGGAGCGAGCAGAGCAGCUCAGUGGGAAGCCACUGGUGCUAUCAGUCCCAGAAGUGUGAGCAGCCACAGUGUGAAGAUCCUCAGCGAUGGCAUCUCAUAGAUGCCACGUGCAAAGGAAACAAACAGUCACCUAUCAACAUUGUCACCAGGAAUGUCAUUUAUGACAGGAGCCUGAAGCCACUGACUUUUGAAGGAUAUGAUGUGAAGGGCUCUGAAAAGUGGGACAUAGAAAAUAAUGGACAUACAGUUAAGGUAACACUAAAAACAUCCCCUAAAGUCGGAGGUGGAGGUCUGAGAAGGAAAUACAAGGCAGUAGAAUUCCAUUUGCACUGGGGAGUGCCUGAUGUCCUGCAAUGCAUCCCUGGCUCGGAGCACAGCAUAGAUGGAGAGAAACAUGCCAUGGAGCUUCACCUGGUGCACAUAAGAGAAGAUCUUUCAGAUCUAGCGGAGGCCAAGAAGAACACGGAUGGAUUGGCUGUCUUAGCCUUCUUUAUAAAGAUUGAAGAAGAAAAUCCAAACUAUGCAACUCUGUUAAGUGAAUUAAAGAAUAUUAAAUACAAAGGGGAAGCAGCAAAGAUUGAUCCUUUGCCACUGAGGUCCCUUCUCCCACCUGAGGAAGAGCUUGGGAAGUACUAUCGGUAUGAGGGGUCUCUCACCACACCUGACUGCCACGAGGGAGUCAUCUGGACAAUAUUUGAGAAGCCAAUUGAGCUCAGUCAGACCCAGAUUGCUCAGUUUGCAGCACUCCACUUUGAUGGGAAGAACUCAACCCCCAUGACUGACAAUUUCAGGCCAGCUCAGCUCCUGUACGAGCGCAAGGUGUACUGGUCCAGCUCCACUGUCCUCCUGCCCACGGCGACGCUCUCCGUGCUGGUCCUCCCUCUCACAUACAUCCUCAGCUCCCUCUCCCAGUGA